Messenger RNA from Hydra vulgaris (swiftwater hydra), 2705 nucleotides. Its product is annotated as ubiquitin carboxyl-terminal hydrolase 32. Lineage: Eukaryota; Metazoa; Cnidaria; Hydrozoa; Anthoathecata; Hydridae. Gene Ontology annotation, biological process: protein deubiquitination. Gene Ontology annotation, molecular function: cysteine-type deubiquitinase activity. The record is from RefSeq and is a predicted model, not a curated record.
GUUCUGCAUAGCAGGAAUAUAUCUAUAUCAUUUGUGCAUUAUAUGAUUAUGACAUUCCAAACAGAGGAGGAUGCCAUUUUUAAAAAUACUGCCUUAAAUCAAUCACAACAGUUAGAGCAAACUAUUAAAUUGGAUCAAAUUUCAACAAAUAUUCAUAGUAAUGCAGGAAUCGCAAGCAUUUGUGGUUUGAGCAACUUAGGAAACACAUGUUUCAUAAACGCAUCUUUGCAAUGCCUUUUGGGCACACAGCCUUUAAAGAAAGUUUUAAUGCAGACAGAUUUUCAAAUCAAAUUGGAGUUUAUGAAGCAAUUGCAAGAUAUAUUUGUAAAGGUUGAGAGUGGAAAGUAUUUAGUUCUACAUUUAAAAGCCUUUCAUCAAGUUCUUUCCAAGUUGCAUCCUGUUUUUGGAAAUUUUAAGCAGCAUGAUUCACAAGAGUUUUUAUCUUUUGUACUAAAUUCUAUUCAUGAUGAACUAAAAAAGUCUAACAUAACUUCAGAACAAUCAGAAGAAAAGGUUUCAUCAACUACUGACUGGAUAACUAAUGGUGUUGCUAAGCGACUUAAAAUGGAUAAGGUUUUACUAGAACCUGGUCAAGAAGUAAAUAGUAAAUCUUUGCAAUCUGUUGAUGAACGUGCAUGGAGCCAUUAUUUAGUUAACAAUGAAUCAGUUAUCUCAACCACUAUGCAAGGUCAGUUCCAGAGCAUUGUUUCUUGUGACAAGUGUGCAUUUGUAUCACAUACAUAUGAGCCCUUUAUGUUUCUUUCUUUACCUAUUCCGUAUGCUAUGGAAAGAGAUAUAGUUUUGACAUGGGUACCAUCCACUGAACUUCUAAUAUUGCAAGGCAAGCCUUCUAUUAAAAGAUACUCUGUUCUUGUAAAUAAAGAUGGUAGUUUAAAAGAUGUAAAAGAUAAGUUUUUAAAAAUGUUAACAACGGAUGAUUCUUCCAUAAUCAGUCAAAAUGUAGUACUUGCUCAAGUUAUAAAUGGUGGCAAUGUCAACAUACUAGAUGAGCGAACACUGCUAUCAUAUGUGAAUUUUAAAAAAGACUUAUAUGCAAUUGAAGUUGUUCAACCAUCUAGUUGCACAAAAUAUCUUGACUGUGACAACGUAACAAAUGAAUCCAUAGGCAAACCUGAUACAAAAUCAGAGGUUGCAUUAUCAUGGCAUGUAUGCAGCAUUUGUUUAGAAGAAGUGUUUGAUGAGCAUCUUACUAUUCAUCCUCCUUGUGGUGGAAUGAUUUGUUCAAGUUGUCUUGAAGUUACUGUUCAGUAUUAUCAAAAUGAGAACUUUGCUUGUCCGAUAUGUAAUCAUCAGAUAGUAUCAAAUGACUAUAAGCAAUUUGUGGAACCUGGUUCUAAUGAUGCUAUAAAUAGAAAGGUUCUGGUGCCUGUUCUAUUUCGCCGAAAAUUAGAUAAUAUGAAGCUUGAGCUUUUUGGGCAUCCAACAAUAUUUAGCUUGUAUUCACAGACUGACUCAAACUUUAUUGGGAAUCUGGUACAAAGUGUUGUUCUCUCUUUGAAUUCCUCCAGUAAUUUUGAUAUUGUGAUCACAGAUGCUGCUGGUAUUCGGUGUGGGUUGUGUGAACAAAGAGAUACAUGUACUGGUUGUUUAAUUAGUGAUUCUGUGAAGCUGAAACCUGGAAACUGCUUAACUAUUCAUUUUAAUCACGAAAAUAUAGAUCAGAUUGUUCAAAUGGAUAAAUCAAUGAGUCAACGUCGUAAUUUAAAUUUUGUAACAUUAGAUGAUUGUGUUGCAAAAUUUUCAGAAAUAGAAUACUUGACUUGUGAUUGUGCAUGGUACUGUCCACAAUGUAAAUGCAACCAACCUGCAGCAAAAAGAAUGACUGUCUCUAGAUGGCCAAUUGUUCUCAUAGUACAUCUUAAAAGAUUUCAUUAUAAAGAUGGUAAAGGAUGCAAGCUUCAAUCUCUUAUAGACUUUCCUUUAUCUAAAUUCAUGCCCAGUGUAUUGUGUACUAAUAAGACUGAGCAGAGUUCAUGUCCUGAAUAUGAACUUUAUGCGUGUAUUUGUCAUUCUGGAACUUUAAAUGAAGGUCAUUAUACAUCUUUUGCAAAACAUGAAGAUAAAUGGUAUUAUUUUAAUGAUGACAUUUACACCCAGCUUGAGCCCAGCGAAAGUAACAGAGAUGGUGUUUAUGUAUUGUUCUACAAGAAAGCAGGUUUUAACUGAAAGAAUAAAGGAAUACUAUUUCAUAAUUAAAAAUAUAAUGCAAAAUAUUGAAAACAUUUUACAGAAUUUUGACGAAUGAAAGUUUGUCUUUUCAAUUUUUUUUAUCCAGCUAUGUUUCAUAUUUCACUUGUCUGUAAAAAAAAUAAAGUUUUUUUGUGUUUUUAAUUUCAAUUGAGAAAAUGUGAAGUUAUUGUAGUUAUAUAAUUUUUUGUUAAUGGAUAUUUUUUAACGAAUUUUUGCUUAUGAAAUGUAAAAAUGUAUAUAUUUUAAAUCAUCAAAAAAAGAAGUAUUUUUUUUAAAUCAAAUGUUUAAGUUAUUUGAGGCAAAGUGAAUUUUUCUCUUGUGUAUAUAGUAUUUAUACUCACAUUUUUGUUUAGUUUUUUCUUUUCUUUGUCAUUAUCAACAUAAAUUUAUUGAAUAGCUGCAGUGUAAAUAAUAUGACUGGAGUAUUUUAAAGAUGUAAUCAAACAAGUAUACUAUAAACAAAAAUAAAAAAUUAACAAAAUUAAAAAAUAAAA